Messenger RNA from Fibroporia radiculosa, 927 nucleotides. RefSeq lists its product as uncharacterized. Gene Ontology annotation, biological process: nuclear polyadenylation-dependent rRNA catabolic process; poly(A)-dependent snoRNA 3'-end processing; U4 snRNA 3'-end processing. Bases 1 to 927 code for a protein of 308 amino acids. Gene Ontology annotation, cellular component: cytoplasmic exosome (RNase complex); nuclear exosome (RNase complex). Lineage: Eukaryota; Fungi; Basidiomycota; Agaricomycetes; Polyporales; Fibroporiaceae. Gene Ontology annotation, molecular function: RNA binding. The record is from RefSeq and is a predicted model, not a curated record. The transcript is spliced from 6 exons.
AUGGAUCUGGACCUUGCCGAGGAAGGGUAUGAAGCGGACACCAUUCACAAACUUACAUGUCCAGGAGAGCCACUGACCUCCUCGCAAGCCUUUAUGCGCGGACAUGGCACGUAUGUCGACAAUGAAGAGGUUAUUGCUUCCGUCGCGGGUACAGUCGAGCGCGUGAACAAAUUAAUUUCAGUACGUGCCGUGCGGACGAGAUAUAAUCCCGAAGUAGGCGACCUUGUUGUGGGUCGAAUUACCGAGGUGCAGCCUCGCCGAUGGAAAGUUGAUGCUAACUCGAGACAAGAUGCUGUAUUGAUGCUGUCUUCGGUAAAUCUCCCCGGAGGUGUACAGGUCAGCAGCUUUGGUGUACUUGCUAGUUAUGUGACAUCCAUACUCAGAAUUCUCAAGCGCCGAAAAUUAGAGAGUGAUGAACUCCAAAUGCGAACCUUCUUUGAAGAAGGCGAUCUGUUAGUAGCCGAAGUCCAGGCAUUUUUUGCAGAUGGUGCAAUGUCUUUGCACACUCGUUCACUGAGAUAUGGCAAGCUGCGGAACGGCCAAUUGAUAGCAAUUCCUCCUGUCCUUAUACGGCGGCUGAAGUCACAUUUCAUAUCACUGCCUUGUGGAGUGGAUCUCAUACUUGGACUCAACGGAUACGUAUGGGUUAGCAAGCAUAUUAAGCAGAGUCAACAAGAAGGUGAAGAAGCAUUCGAUGCCGAAGCCGUGUACUCCAACCGAAAUGAUGACAUCGAUGACGCAACGCGGAUAGCUAUCUCCCGCGUCAGCAAUAUCAUCCGAGUUUUCGGCGCCCACUUUAUUCCGUUGACAGACACUUCACUACUUGAAGCAUAUGAAUGGGCGGUUGAGCAGGAGUAUGAUAUCCGAGACUCGUUGCAGGAAGAUGCAGGGGAGGCCCUCGUAGCUACUGUCAUAGCGCGCAGUUAA